AUGUAUCCCAUAGUAUCGGAAUACGAGGCAAUAACAAGAAGAAGAAGCGAAGAACCAGAAAGAACUAGUUUAUCUCAAAGAUACCAAGUACAAAAAUACUUAGCGCAAGGAUAUGUCAAUUUAACCAUGAUUGGAAAGCCCAACUUCCUCAUGAGCAGACCGUUCGUUCGAGCCGCUGGACUUCUUAAAGGAAACUCCAUGACGGAAAUUAUCCCCGUCAAUACGUUGCCCGAAGGAAACACAUCAGUCAUUCAACAUAGUGUCAUUGAAAUUAUCGACAUUGGCGGUCGUCUUCACUGUCUCAAUGGAUCUAUAAGCCCAUCUUGUUGGCUGAAAAUCAUCACCUUGGCGACAGAUUUCCAAAAUUACAACGUUCUGCUCACGAUUAGCAAUGGCGGACUCGUGUUAAAAGCAAUAAAAGACAUAUCAUCAGGAGAACCGUUAUUAAUGUGGUUUGACGAUUGUAUUUCGACAAUGUUAAACAUUCCAUUUUUAACACCGAUAAAUUGCAACAUUCAAGGUCAGGUUUACAUGUGCCAUAACUGCAACAGCUGUUUCAAUUAUCCAAAUCCUUUGAAGCUGCAUUUGGCGUUGGAUUGCAACCGAAUGGACAACAGUUACAUUUGGAUACUUUUGGCGAAUAAAAUUCUUAAUUCCCCGAGAACGGAUUUAUCCUUCGGUCAGGCAGGCAGAAGCUUCACAUUUGAGCUGAAACCCUUGCCCGUUUCCAGGCCAAUAGCAUUGCCGAUCGGUAUUCCAGCGUACCCGGUGCAAACAAUUGACACUACCACCCGUUCGUUGAGGAACGAUUCGCCGUGCUCGUCGAAUCAAUUAUCGUCCGUGUCCUCGAAUGGUCCCUCACCGGUACCCCCGUAUUCCUCGGUAAAAUCCCCGCCGGCAGAGAUCUUACCGAGCACAUCGACCUACGAAUCGUCCAUCAAGAAUAUGGAGAGAAAUCGCUACUUGGCAUUGAGGCCCUACGAAGCCCUGAUGCAUCGAGAUGUCUACAGGAGUAGUUUCAUACCCUACGACAUGCAUUCUAACAUGCAAGCGGAAUCCAAGAAGAAGGAUCCCGCGGAAGUGGAGACACUUGCCAGCGACAUGGGCAAAUGCGGUGCUGGCUAUAGAUGCAUUUUUUGUGAUAAAAUAUACUCAAGAAAGUACGGACUGCGGAUCCACAUUAGGACGCAUACGGGUUACAAGCCUCUGAAAUGCGACUUUUGCCAGCACAGAUUCGGGGAUCCCAGUAAUCUCAACAAGCACGUGAGAUUACACGCGACAAACGACAGCCCCUAUAAGUGCAAUAUAUGCGACAAAGUCUUGGUCAGAAGGAGAGACUUAGAGAGACACAUAAAUUCCUGGCACUCGGAAAAGAGCGAUACUAACGUUUCCAACGUCGAGGUCAAUGACGGAAAUUAG
This is a messenger RNA of Temnothorax curvispinosus, 1419 nucleotides long. It is a transcript of the gene Prdm13, whose product is annotated as zinc finger protein 672-like. The record is from RefSeq and is a predicted model, not a curated record. The transcript is spliced from 3 exons. Gene Ontology annotation, cellular component: nucleus. Bases 1 to 1419 code for a protein of 472 amino acids. NCBI's taxonomy places the organism in Eukaryota, Metazoa, Arthropoda, Insecta, Hymenoptera, Formicidae.